This is a messenger RNA of Eufriesea mexicana, 420 nucleotides long. Its product is annotated as gamma-glutamylcyclotransferase. The record is from RefSeq and is a predicted model, not a curated record. Bases 1 to 420 code for a protein of 139 amino acids. Gene Ontology annotation, molecular function: gamma-glutamylcyclotransferase activity. NCBI's taxonomy places the organism in Eukaryota, Metazoa, Arthropoda, Insecta, Hymenoptera, Apidae. The transcript has 3 exons.
AUGUCAAACAAAUUUUUAUAUUUUGCAUACGGAAGUAAUAUGUUAAUGAAAAGAAUACAUAUUAAUAAUCCAACAGCAAUACGAAAAGACAUCGGCGUUUUGAAGAAUUUCAGAUUAGAUUUCAUAACACAUUCAAAGAGAUGGGGUGGAUGCUCUGCAACAAUUGUUCCCACAAAGAAUUAUACUGUAUGGGGAACAGUUUGGGAAUUAGAUGAAUGUAAUAUUUAUACACUAGACUGUCAAGAAGGUGUUGCAGAUAAAUUGUAUUUCCCUUUGAUGGUUGAUAUUGAAACAUUAGCUGGUAAAAUAUUACAGUGUAGAGUAUAUCAGCAAUAUAACAAUCCAGAUGAACAUGUAAAAUUGCAUUUACUACCAAAACAUAGAAGACCUUCACCAUUGUAUUUAAACAAUACCACAUAA